AUGUCCUCCUCCUCCAACGGCCUCGCCGUGCUAACGGCCCUCGACACCGCCCGAACCCAAUGGUACCACAUAACAACCAUCGUCAUCGCCGGAAUGGGGUUCUUCACCGAUGCCUACGACCUCUUCUGCAUCUCUACCAUCUCCAAACUCCUUGGCCGCCUCUACUUCUACGAGGGCUCCUCCAAACAACCCGGUAAACUCUCCCCUGACGUCAACAACAUCGUCACCAGAGUCGCCCUCAUCGGUACCCACAAGCUUGGCCGCAAGCGUGUCUACGGCGUGACCUUAAUUCUUAUGAUCUAACACGUCUGCGCUAUUGGCUCCGGCUUAUCCUUCGGCUCCUCGGCGAAAGCGGUUAUAGGCACCUUAUGUUUCUUUCGGUUCUGGCUCGGGUUCGGCAUUGGCGGCAAUUACGCUCUCUCGGCGACGAUCAUGUCAAAGUACGCGAACAAGAAGACUCGGGGCGCUUUCAUCGCCGCCGUCUUCGCUAUGCAAGGCGUUGGAAUAAUUUUCGCCGGGCAUGUCUCUAUGUCGUUAUCAGCGCUCUUUCUCCAUUUAUUUCCGGUGCCCGGAUUUGCCACUAAUCCUAUUGAAUCUACACAAAGGCAAGCCGAUUGGUUAUGGAGAAUUGUUCUCAUGCUCGGAGCUCUGCCAGCCAUUGUGACCUACUACUGGCGGAUGAAAAUGCCGGAGACGGGACGAUACACGGCUCUCAUUGCUGGCAACGCGAAGCAGGCGACAACCGAUAUGGGCAAAGUUCUUGAAGUCGAGAUCCAAACGGAGCCCAAUAAAAUUGAAGAGUUCAAGAACAACAACAACUACCCCCUUCUCUCUGCUGAAUUCUUCAGCCGUCACGGCCGUCAUCUGAUCGGAACGACGAGCACUUGGUUCUUGCUCGACGCGUUCUACAGACAGAAUCUCACCCAAAAGGACAUCUUCCUCGCGGUUUAUUUAACCAGCGAGGCGAACGAGAUCAACGCAUUAAGAGAAGUCUCCGAGACUUCAAGAGCCAUGUUCAUCAUCGCCCUCCUCGGAACUUUCCCAGGCUACUGGUUCACCGUCGUCUUCAUCGAGAAACUGGGCCGAUACCUAAUCCAACUCAUCGGGUUCUUCAUGAUGUCGGUCUUCAUGCUGAUUCUCGGAGCAAAGUACGAGUACUUAAAGGGAGAGAAUCAUAGGCUGUUUGUUGCAUUGUACGGAUUGACGUUCUUCUUCUCGAAUUUCGGGCUGAACAUCACGACCUUUGUUCUGCCCGCGGAGUUGUUUUCGACGAGGGUGAGGUCCACGUGUCACGCACUGAGUGCAGCGGCAGGGAAAGCGGGUGCGGUAGUGGGUGCGUUUGGGGUGCGGAGUUUUACAUUGGAUGGGGACACGGAGCAGAUUAGAGCGGCUUUGCUGUUUCUUGUGUUUACGAAUCUGUUGGGGUUCUUUUGUACGUUUUUGGUGAUGGAGACGAAGGGGAGGUCGCUGGAGGAGAUAUUGGGGGAGGACGGGAAUAAAGGAGAAGGGAGAGGGCCGUAA
Messenger RNA from Asparagus officinalis (garden asparagus), 1521 nucleotides. Its product is annotated as inorganic phosphate transporter 1-11-like. The record is from RefSeq and is a predicted model, not a curated record. NCBI's taxonomy places the organism in Eukaryota, Viridiplantae, Streptophyta, Magnoliopsida, Asparagales, Asparagaceae. Gene Ontology annotation, molecular function: transmembrane transporter activity. Gene Ontology annotation, cellular component: membrane. Gene Ontology annotation, biological process: transmembrane transport.